This is a messenger RNA of Apaloderma vittatum (bar-tailed trogon), 832 nucleotides long. RefSeq names its product COMM domain containing 7 (gene COMMD7). Gene Ontology annotation, molecular function: NF-kappaB binding. The record is from RefSeq and is a predicted model, not a curated record. The transcript has 8 exons. NCBI's taxonomy places the organism in Eukaryota, Metazoa, Chordata, Aves, Trogoniformes, Trogonidae. The annotation marks the transcript as partial. Gene Ontology annotation, biological process: tumor necrosis factor-mediated signaling pathway; negative regulation of DNA-templated transcription.
UCACAGCAAUUCUCAGCGCUGACUGAAGUGCUCUUCCGCUUUCUGACGGAGCCCAAGGAGGUUGAAAGGUUUCUGACUCAGCUCUCAGACUUUGCCACCAUGAAUAAAAUCAGCUUGGGCCCCCUGAAAAACAUUGUCAAAAGUAUUCUUCUGGUACCUAAUGGUGCCCUCAAGAGGAAUUUGUCUCCUGAACAAGUCAGAGCAGAUUUUAUUGCUCUAGGCCUCAGUGAAGAGAAAGCCAGUUACUUUGCAGAACAGUGGAAGGUGAAUUCCCCCACCCUAACACGCCUGGCUGUUGGUCAGACGCUGAUGAUUAACCAGCUGAUAGAUAUGGAGUGGAAGUUUGGAGUGACUGCUGGGAGCAGCGAACUGGAAAAAGUGGGAAGUAUCUUCUUACAGCUGAAGCUGGUGAUUAAAAAAGGGAGCCAAAUGGAAAACAUCUAUAUAGAGUUAACUUUGCCCCAGUUCUACAGUUUUCUGCAUGAAAUGGAACGGGUCAAAACCAGCCUGGAAAGCUUCAGCUGAAACCACAAGGGCCUGAACCGAUGUCUGCCCAGGAUGUUUAAUUUCUCCUUGUGGGCCGGCAGAUCUGCUCUUCCCAGCUGGCCCAACCACCCUGAUAAGAGAAGACCAGGCUGCACAACAGGCAGUGGUGUCACGGCCCAGAACAACUCAUCAAUCCUUCAGAACCUGAAACUUUGCCAAGUGUUUUGGAACAACCACAAGUCCGCUCAUCUCCCUUUUUUUUUUUUUAUACUACUAUGAGAAAUUGUGGUCAGAAAUACAUGGAUACUUGUAUUAAAAUAGCAAAGAAAUAAAAUCAUUCCCAUCC